CGAGUCGCGAGGUGCUUCACCAACCAACGGCCUGCGCAAAACCGCCUGCCCCAAUGCUGGACAGAUAUCUGCUCAACCCGAUCCAGAUCCGAUAACGCCCUCGGUAUUGCUCCUUCCCACACGCCCACGAACCUCGAUCGUAAAGGAGCUUCGGGCGCACUGCUCUCUUGCUCCCACGACUCGGCGACAUGGCCGAAAAGCUGGACGACGAGCAAGUGGCCAACGUGCUCGCCCUCAUCCGCAAGGACAUCGCCAUCGACUCCAAAGUUCAGCUGGUGGCGUCGAUCAAGUCCAGCAUCAAGCAGCACAAUGUGCCCGACACCUGCGUCGUUCCCCUGUUUGAGGCCCUGCGCCUGGCCACCACAGCGCAGCAUGCCAUCCUCGUCAAUGCCGGCUUCACUGCGCUAAACCACCUCCUGACGCGCCUCUCCCGCCAGGAGCCUAAGCACCUGGCGAAGGAGGCCUUGCGCACUCUGCCCGUCAUCGUGGACAAGCUGGGCGACCCCAAGGAAAAGUUGCGGGCCAUUGCUAGCCAGGCGCUUGUCACCAUGUUCAAGGCCGCCCCUGCCGAAGUCGAGCGAAUCGUCCGCAACGUGGCCAUGGUGGGUAAGAACCCCAGGGCCAAGGAGGCGGGGAUGCACUGGUUGCUGCAGAUGCACCAAGAGAACGGUCUGCCGUUCCGCGCCUAUGUCCCCGUUUUGAUGGACCUGCUGGAGGACGCCGACGGCAUGGUGCGUGACGUCGCAAAGACCACCGUCAUAGAGCUCUUCCGCAAUGCACCCAACGCCGCCAAGUCGGAUUUAAAGAAGCAGCUCAAGAACUUCAAGGUCCGCCCCGCGAUCGAGCAGGCCAUUGUCAAAGAGCUCGUCCCCACUGGCCCCCCGUCCGCAGCCUCCGAUCUCGAGCCUCCCCGCCCCGAGUCGUCGUGGUCGGUCCGCCAGAACCUCGCUGCAAGCGUUUCUUCGCUUCCGUCCGAGAGGCCUGUGACGCCUGGCCUCAUCGAUGGCAAGCCCGAACCGGUCGACCCGACGUAUGUCAAUACCCAGCGGGAGUUGGAUGACAUCAUCAGGGAAAUGGCCUUCCAUUUUGAGGGCAGGGAGACGGAGCAGAACUGGCUGAAGCGAGAAGAGAGCGUCAACAAGCUCCGUCGCUUGAUGGCCGGCAACGCCGUCUCCGACUACCACGAGCCCUUCCUUGGCCACGUGCGCGCGCAGCUGGACGGCAUCCUCAAGGCCGUCACUUCGCUCAGAACUAGUCUUUCAAAGGAGGGCUGCAGCUUCAUCCAGGAACUGGCCAUCGCAUAUGGUCCUGGCAUGGAUCCCAUGGUCGAGAUCCUGAUGCAGACCUUCAUCAAACUCUGCGCCGCCACCAAGAAAAUGAGCUCGCAACUCGCAAAUGUGACAGUGGACACGAUUAUUGGCAAGGUUACUUACAGCACCAGGAUCAUGCAGCAUGUCUGGUUCGCCUGCCAGGAUAAGAACGUCCAGCCGAGAAGCUACGCGGCCGGCUGGCUAAAGACUUUGUUCCACAAGGAGGCUCACCACAAGUCACACGUCGAGCACACCGGAGGCUUGGACCUGAUAGAAAAGUGUAUCAAGAAGGGGCUUGCCGACCCUAAUCCGGGGGUCCGUGAAAGCAUGAGAUCCACCUACUGGGUCUUUUCGACGAUAUGGCCGGCCCGAGCCGAAACCAUCAUGGGCGCCCUUGAUGCAACCGCCCAGAAGCUGUUGCAAAAGAGCGCCGGCAAUUCGGGCGCCUCGCCCAAGGAGGCCGAGGGUCGGGCUAGGCCAGGCAUGGGUCUGUCUAGGAGCACCAUGACCGCGUCUAAGUCAUCCCUGAGAGAGGCAAUGCUUGCCCAGAAGAAAGCAAUGGCAUCCAAGACGUCUAGGCCAGGAAGCGCCAUGGCGCACUUUUCACCCGUGCGCCCGGCGUCGUCGGCGUCGUCGGCCGCCACCGCCGCUGCUGCCAACGGCGCAUCCAAGCCGCCCAUUCGGCAACGGCCGGAGCAGACAGCUGCUACCACUGGGCCCAACAGUCUGUUGGGCGCCCCUGUGCGCCCGCGGAAGAGACCCGAGAUGGCCCCGAGGCCCGCAACCGCUGGGCCCUAUUCGGUGCGCACACACGACGGGCCGUCUGCCGAGCAUACCAGCCCGUCCGAGAAGAGCCGGCAAAACGCUGUUACGCCCAAAUCUCUCGCGGGAUCGCCUAGGAGAACGGUCACGAGGACAAAGCCAGGACAUGCUGCGACGGCUAGUGAACCGAAUGUUCCGUCCCCAUCGAAGCUGGGCGUAGCAAGUAAGGCGGCCGCGCCCUCUCCCCGAGCAAGUCUACCGAAGCCGAUCCAGACGAAACGCACUCCUGUCAAACCUAAAGCCUCAGCGCCGGCCAAGAGCCAGGCGUCGAGUAGCCCGUGCAUGCCCGACGAGGGUCUUGGUAUGGAGUUUUCGAAUCCUGACGAGAUCAAGGCGACUACCCCUACACCCAAGAUAGUGGAACCUGUCAUGGAACCGGCUGUGGAACCAGCGACGGAGCCAACGGUUGAGCCGGGCAGGGAAACAAUCCCGGGCCCGGUCGUUGUGAUGCCCGAGGAAGAGCCGGUGGCAAGGCCAGUCACACCGGCCAACAAUGGGCCGAAGCCGCUGGAAGUCUACGAAGAUCCCUUUACCGCAAGCCAAACUACUCCCAAGCCCGUAAUGACACACCCUGUCCUUGAGGACAGGCCCGUCAACGCGGAUGCUGGGAAUCUCUCUCGCUCUCUGGACGGGAGUGGAGCUGGCGACCAUGCCAACGGCGACAUGCCCGACAAAUCCAAGCAGCACGCUCGGCUGCUCGAAAGCGGGAUCAACAAAGUGAAUGCUCAAUCUCUGGAUGUUCAUGGGUUCCGCAAACUGCAGGCGGUGCUCCGCGACCCCAAGAUGUCACUUUCAGACGACAAGUUCGAAAAGCUAUUGACAGGGUUGUUCGAGUACCUCCAAUCCCCUCUAAGUAACCUGGCCCCCGAGAAAGUGCCAGAUGUGAAGGCGCAAAUCCUUGCUACCAUCAAGCUACUUCUCAAGAAGUCGAGCCGGAACUUUGGGCCGCACGUGUCUCGGGGUCUCGAGUCAAUCCUAGAGGCAAGGCGCGCGUAUGAAUCCCGUACGCACAUAGUCUCUGGGAUGGAGCUGCUGGCGGACGAGCUCGUCAUGCUCGGGCACGCGGCGGAGAUCAUCGUGGUGCUGACGCGGGCGCUCCAUGAGACGGAGAUGGACGCGCGCGGGUGCCGGUCCCUUAGCAUGGGCCUGCACGUUCUGAAGCAGACGGUGGACUCGCGGCCCGACUUCCAGCCCAGCGACGGCGAGCUAGCGGCGCUCGGCGACCUCGCCGCCCGGUGUCUCAACAGCCACGAGUCCGGGGUACGCAUGGACGCCGUACAGCUCUGCGUGGCGCUCCACGCCCGUGUCGGUGACGCACCCUUCUGGGAUGCCCUUCGGGGCGUCAAGGACGAUCCCAAGAGCCUCAUUACAUACUACAUUGUCAAGCGACAGCGCGAACACGGCGGCGUGGCCGGGUCCACCCCGCCCGCCGCGUCUGCCGCCUCGGUUACGGCUUGCUGAAACCAUCCGGCCAUAUUACCCGGCCGGGCCCUCCCGCCUCAUCUCUCUUCCUGUCCCUUUUCUGGUGCUUUGUUUUGUUUGCGCGUGUUGCCUUAUUUAUUCCCUACGCCGUCAUCUCGUUUCAGCUACCUCAUUUUUUUCUAAUUUAAUAUCAGAGCGGGUUGCAGCCCCAAAAUAGAACGCAUAUUUCGUCGCGUUGAGCCCGGCUGGGUCUUUGCCCGACGGAAGGACCCCCCCCCCCCCC
This is a messenger RNA of Gaeumannomyces tritici R3-111a-1, 3837 nucleotides long. Its product is annotated as STU1. NCBI's taxonomy places the organism in Eukaryota, Fungi, Ascomycota, Sordariomycetes, Magnaporthales, Magnaporthaceae. Gene Ontology annotation, cellular component: microtubule organizing center; spindle microtubule; mitotic spindle. Gene Ontology annotation, molecular function: microtubule binding. The record is from RefSeq and is a predicted model, not a curated record. Gene Ontology annotation, biological process: astral microtubule depolymerization; mitotic spindle assembly. The transcript is spliced from 3 exons. The coding region runs from base 189 to 3593 and encodes 1134 amino acids.